AUGAUGACGGAGCUGUUCCUCAGGCCCUGGAAAGAUUUGGAGAACCUCAAGAAGAGCUGGCACCCGCAGACCCUGCGCAAUGUGGAGAAGGUCUGGAAAGCGGAGCAGAAACAUGAGGCCGAGAGGAAGAAGAUCGAGGAGCUGCAGCGGGAGCUGCAGGAGGAGCGGGCCCGCGAGGAGAUGCAGCGCUACGCGGAGGACAUGGGCACCGUCAGAAAAAGAGAAGAGAAGUUGGAAUGGAUGUACCAGGGCCCUGGCGGCAUGGUGAACAGGGACGAGUACCUCCUGGGCCGCCCCGUGGAUAAAUUCAUCUUUGAGAAGGCAGAGGACAAGGACGCAGGCUGUUCCAGCGAGACUGGCCUUCUCCCAGGCUCCAUUUUUGCCAAGACAGGGGCAAACUCUGUCCUGGACAUGGCAAACAAAAUCCGGGAGGAUCCACUUUUCAUGAUAAGAAAGAAGGAGGAGGAGAAAAGGAGAGAAGUUUUGAAUAAUCCUGUAAAAAUGAAGAAAAUCAAAGAGUUGCUUCAAAACAGUUUAGAUAAAAAGGAGAAAAAGAAGAAGAAAGAGAAAAAGAAGAAGCACAAGAAGCAUCGACGUCGCAGUUCCAGCAGUGAAACUACCAGCAGCGAUGAGGACCGAAACAGAACCAAAUCUCAGAAGAAGAUGAAUAAUUCUUCCUCAAAACCUGUUCCUUACAAGAUCCCAGGAUAUGGUUUACAAGUUAGAGAGACUGACCAGAACCACAAGUCCCGGAGCUCUCCAGCUGCCAGCCAGGAGAGGGCCCCCCACAAGCACCGGGAUCGCUCCAGGUCCAGGAGCCGCUCGCGCUCUCCUCAGAGGCGCAGCAGCAAAAAGAGUGCGGAACAGCCUGGAUGCAGGAGGUCAAGAUCCCCUUCUAGACACAAUAAACAGUGAGUCAGUCGGGAGGAGAAAAGCAAAGCUAGAAGCCCUUCCCCUAAAAAGGGCUACCGCCGGCAGCAUUCCUCGGGUUACACCAAGAAGAUCUCUCCAGAGGAACUAGAGCGUAAACGCCAGGAAAUGAUGGAAAAUGCCAAGUGGCGAGACGAGGAGAGGGCCAACAACCUCAGGAAACACCAAAAGGAGGAGGAGCUGGAACGAGAGAUGGAAAAACUUGACUCCCGAGAUGGGAAGUUCUUGCAACGCUUAAAAGUAGAGAGUGCCUCUACUUCCACUCUAGAGGAUCGAGUGAAGCGCAAAAUCCACUCCCUGCAGAGAACUCCCGCUGCCUUGGAAAAGAACUUUAUGCAGAGAUGAAACUUGCUCUUCCCCAGAUUCUGUGCAGGAGUUAAACGGACACUUGUUCCCCAAAGGUGAGACCUCCAUCCAGCACAGAGCCUUCCUCU
Tinamus guttatus (white-throated tinamou) is the source of this 1364-nucleotide messenger RNA. The record is from RefSeq and is a predicted model, not a curated record. Lineage: Eukaryota; Metazoa; Chordata; Aves; Tinamiformes; Tinamidae.